Messenger RNA from Drosophila innubila, 1274 nucleotides. Its product is annotated as E3 ubiquitin-protein ligase NRDP1. The record is from RefSeq and is a predicted model, not a curated record. Gene Ontology annotation, biological process: protein ubiquitination. The transcript is spliced from 2 exons. The coding region runs from base 190 to 1194 and encodes 334 amino acids. Lineage: Eukaryota; Metazoa; Arthropoda; Insecta; Diptera; Drosophilidae. Gene Ontology annotation, molecular function: ubiquitin protein ligase activity.
AGCAAUGAAAAUGAAGGAACUUCACAUCAGUUUCGUAAAAAUUAAUCUCAGAUCUAGUCAACUGCCGGCUGGAAAGCAACUUUCACAUUUCGAAACGGAAUUUAUGAAAAAACGAAUAUUUCGGCUGCCAUCAGUAAAAUAUAAGUGACAAGGAUAUCAUAGUAUUGAAACAAUCAAAUAAAAACUAUCAUGGGCUACGAUCUAUCUCUGAUCAUUGGCCAUGUGGAUGAGGAGCUUCUUUGCCCCAUUUGCGCCGAUGUGCUGGAGGAGCCGAUGCAGUCGUCCAGCUGUGAGCACGCUUUCUGUCGUUACUGCAUUGAGAAGUGGAUGCAGGAGAAGCAGAUCUGUCCAGUGGAUCGGUCGGAUCUAUUGCCCAUCCACCUAGUGCCCGUAUCCCGGCUGAUGCGCAACAUGCUCGGUCGCCUGAAGAUCAAGUGUAGCUUUGCCGAGAAUGGAUGCACGGCGGUUCUUUCGUUAGAUGAGUUUCGCAAUCAUGUGGCGCAUUGCCAGAACAAUCCCAAGGUGGUGAUCAUGUGCACCAAGGGCUGUGGCAUGAAGGUACCCAAGGAUGAGCUGUCCAAGCACAAUUGCGUAUUCGAGUUGCGGGAACAGCUGAAGGAUCAGAUCACAGAGAUAACCGAGCUGCGAGAUCUGCAGGCACACCAGGAGAGGCGUCUCAGCGAGCAUCGGCGUGAGCUGGAACUUGUUCAAUAUUACAUAUCGGCACUGCGUUCAACCAAUCCCGUAAUACGUAAUGUCGGCGACCAGCUGGACCGCUACUCGCUGAUGCGCUGGGGCCGUGGCCUGCCUCUGGCUUCGGUCCGCACUUGGGGCAGCCUGAUCUCCACUCCGGACACGCCCAUGCACAUGAUGGUGCGUGAGGGAUUGCGGGCCAGCGGAUGUCCCUUGCAUCUGAUCAAUACGUUGAUGGACUGCUGCUAUGAGGACAGCUGGCCAGAGGGAUUGACCACGCUGGAGAUGCGUCGCUUGAAUCUGCAUCGACUGGCGCAGUUUGUAACACGGCUUCUGCCUAUCCUGAUGACAGGCAAACCGUGCGUCGUCAUCCUCGGCGGCGACAAUGCGCACAUGCCUGAGAAUCUGCGUCCGACCUUGGGAAUCAUCAUGAUCUUUGUUGAUGGCGUCGAUGAGACACAUUCGGAGCCAGCACCGCUGCCAGAUAGCGACUACCUGUGAGUCUACCUUGGGAUCUGUGCAGUUUCCUCGUGUUAGGUCGGUCAAAAUUAUAUUUGGAUAAACAAAUUUUCUGACAGUUG